Linum trigynum is the source of this 1421-nucleotide messenger RNA. The record is from the annotation of a GenBank genome assembly. NCBI's taxonomy places the organism in Eukaryota, Viridiplantae, Streptophyta, Magnoliopsida, Malpighiales, Linaceae.
UGUAAACUUAUACUUCAUUUGGUCACUUUUAUGGCAUUACAGCUAGAUCCGAAAGAUACUCCUAAGUUGCUCCUUAGUCCUUACCAAAGUGCGGAAUAAUUUAAAUCGAAUUAUUGAUUAAUUAAAGAAACAGCUUUAUUAUUAGGCGCAAUAUAUAUAGUGGCGUAAACUCAAAAACCGAAGGCUCCUCCCUUUUCCACAAUAUAUUUCCUUUUCUUCUUCUCAAAUGCCUCGCCGCUCUUCCUCGUCAGGAAACUUCGGCAGGAAGCUCCAGCCGGCCAAGCGCGCCCUCCGGCGUCUGGCCCACACGCUCCAAUCCAAGCUCAACGACCUCGACUUCCCCCGCGCGAUCCGGGUCAUCCGUAAAGGCACGAAUCGGAUCCUCACCUACUGCUCCACCCAUCUCUUCCGCAACAACCGCUCCCUUCAGGUCGUCCCCAAUACGCCCUCGUAUCGCCAUCACAACCACCACAACUACAUCUCCGACUACUACAACAGAAGUAGCAGCAACCGCAACCUCCUCCUCCGCAAGAGCUUCUCCGCCAUCUUCAUCGACCAGCUCUACGCCGAUGAUGAUAAAAACGACGACGCUGCCGAGGUUAAAAUCUCGGCGACGACGAAUAGGGUGGAGACGACGUCAGUGAGGGGCAAGGAAGUGGUGGUUGGUAAUGUUAACAAAAGGCCGCCGCUGCCGAGGAAUAGUUGUAGGGAAGGGGCGGCGGUGAGAACGGCGUCGUCUUUGAUCCAGAGGAGGAAGAAAGAUGCGUUGGUGAUUAUGGAGGAGAAGGGUGGUAAGAAGGAUGACGAGGAGAAUAACGAUAAUCCGAUGGAGACGCUGGAAGAUGCGUGGAGGGAAGUGGUGGCGAGGUCGCCGCAGCUCCGGCCGGUGGAUGUGAGGGCGGAGGAGUUUAUAUAUAAUUUCAGGGCGGGCAUGAAGAUCCAGAAGACCAAGUCAAUUCUCGAGAAACAGAACCUGUUGCCAGCCAGGAGGUUUAAAAACUGUUUUUUGGAUUUUGGUGGAGCAAGAAGAAUGAGAGAAGGGGUAUUCAUUGAUGAGCCGGGGAAAAGUUUGUUUGGCAAAUGAAGAAGGUGGCAUGGAUUUAGGGAUCUACUUGGCUUCGGCAUAGCACUAGCCGGUGUACAAGUUCGGAACUUGCUUACAAGCUCUAAGUCUUUAGUAGCUCGAGUGUUGAAAACAAAAUACCACAUGGGGAUUGUGAUAUACUGGACAUGGAAGUAGGUUAUAUUUGGAUAAGUUUAAUGUCGGUUCAAAAUUUGAUGUAAGAUGCACAAGAUGGAGUGUUGGAGAAGGAAACGACAUUAGAAUAUUUGCUCGGACAAGUGGAAUCUAGAUAUUGAUAUUUACAAAGUAGCAUCACAAGUGCAGGGGAUGAAUUCUGAAAGAAAAUAGCUUGGACUGG